Messenger RNA from Tripterygium wilfordii, 1388 nucleotides. RefSeq lists its product as uncharacterized. The record is from RefSeq and is a predicted model, not a curated record. Gene Ontology annotation, cellular component: Mis6-Sim4 complex; kinetochore. The transcript is spliced from 13 exons. The coding region runs from base 110 to 1153 and encodes 347 amino acids. Lineage: Eukaryota; Viridiplantae; Streptophyta; Magnoliopsida; Celastrales; Celastraceae.
UUCGGUUUGAAUCCAGACAAUCCCUAACCCGACCCUGAAAGCUCUCUUUUGUCUUUCGAGUCUCAAAACGCAAACACACACUCACGACGUGAAACGGUGGAAGCAAGGAAUGGACAGCGACCUCGAAGAAUCGCUCAAGAAGAGGCAGAGAAACAACGUUCCAUUCCCACCCGACUCUUCCCGGAAGCUUGAACAGCUUUCAAUGCAUCCUUACCAACUGAUGGGAGAAGUGAAUUUUAUGCAAGAGGAAGAUAUUCGGUUGGAGACAACACGGGCUAGAUUAGCAAGUGUUCUCAAGAGGCACGCAGAAUUGACAGAUCGUCUUUCUCGGGAUUCUGACAAGAUGAUAUUUGAACGACUGCAAAAAGAGUUUGAUGCUGCACGAGCUUCUCAAACUGAAGAGCUUUAUUUGGAUGGGGAGCAAUGGAAUGAUGGGCUAUUAGCUACAAUUAGAGAGAGGGUUCACAUGGAGGCUGACAAGAAGGCAAUGUCUGGGGACUCAAACAUGAUGCCAGGUCCUCAUUUCCAGGAGAAAAUUACUUAUAAAGUUGGGAAUAAGGUGAUCUGUUGUCUAGAAGAAGCUAGAAUUGGGAUACAGUAUGAGACAUCAUUUGCAGGGGAACCUUGUGAGUUGUAUCACUGUGUACUUGAGAGCAAGUCAUUUCUUGAAAAGAUGACCGUCCUUGAACACACGGUUCCUUUUUUUCUCCCUAUAAGAGAAGCAGAAAAUGAUCUUCUUUCAUCAAAUGCUAUGAGAUUUAUAGAUCACAUUGGAGAACUUUUGCAGGCCUAUGUGGAUAGAAGGGAACAGGUUAGACUUAUUAAGGAGCUGUAUGGAAAUCAAAUUGGGGAGCUGUGUCAUAGCCUUCCCUACCACAUGAUUGAAUUCGUGCUCGAUGAUGUUGAGUGCAAGUUAACAGUCAGCCUCAGGUAUACUGAUCUUGUAUCUGUACUUCCAACUCGAGUCAGAGUCUUAGCAUGGCCCAUGAAUCAGUUAGAUAAAGGAAAUUCAGAAAGCCGCUCCAUUCCAUCUCGGUUAUCUUAUGCAGAGGAUGCAUUACGAACCAUGAGCUUACCAGAAGCAUAUGCAGAGAUUGUGCUGAACCUGCCGCAGGCCCUUGAGCAAAAAAUCCAGCAUAGGGUCCCCAAUUAGCACUUUCUUUUGCAGAAAAAUCCCAGUUACACGAAGUUAAUGUAUAGACAAGCAACAGUUGGUCAUCUUAAAUAAAAGAUCCAGUUCGUUCUUGCUUGCUCAGCAUGAACUGCAAAAUGCAAGCAGGCUGAAGCAUAUCAUAUCCAGAGUUGCUUCUAUUAUUUUGUACAGAGUUUUCCAGCAAAAGUUGAGAUUUCUUAUUCUGAUUAUGUGAUGUGGAUUGCUUAUUUUGUGG